AGCAAGAGUAUUGGCACUUUUGGAUGUGGUGGCCUCGCAGCACUAGACCGCAGAGCAGAGAGAACAGUGUUUACGUCGCUGCUCCGUGCGCGACACACCAGCCCUCACGAUAUCCGAGAAAAGUACCGUGAAUAUUUUUUUCCAGGAAACAUUUAAAGAUUUAUCACCACAGGAGACGAAACCAAAACCUCCGAAACUAGCAAAACUAUUUUUUUUUUGUGAUGGACUAGUUAUAGUACUCGUAAUAACAGCUAAAUAACACGGAAACUGUGCUAGUAACGGGGAUAUUUGUUACGGUGUGUUUAAAGGACACUUGGUGCACGUCAACAAAGCAUAAACCAGCACCAACGGCUACAUCAGCGGUACAUAAUAAACCAACAUCCGUUAUUACGAGUGCUGCAGCCUCUCCUAGCGUUGUGACGAUGGGGAAAUCCGACAGGAACUGCUUGGCGGCGGUGAGCGACGCCGUGGCUGGCUCCCUCGAGAAAUUCUUCUACAGGUACGGCAAGAGUGUGGCAACUCAUCCAAAGAAGUACAUAGCAGCAUGUUUCCUCAUCACUGCCUUCUGCUGCCUCGGUUUCUUUAACUUCUAUGCUGAGAACCGCCCAGAGAAACUCUGGAUUCCUCAGGACUCAGACUAUGUCAACACCCUCAACUGGCAGGCAGUGAACUUCCCCAACAACCAACGAGUUGAACUCACCCUCUAUGAGGCUGACAAUGUCCUCACAGCUCGAUACAUCCAGGAGAUGUACCGACAGCAAAAGGCUGUACAUGACAUCACUGUAACGGACAAGUACAACAGGAGCCUCACGCAAGACAAUCUCUGUUUCAGGGUGCCGGCUCUGGGUGGGGAAAUGCAUCAGGAAUUAAGAAAUGUUAAGGCACAGCUCUUUCCUGACCGUGAUCUUGACAGUGAGUUGGACUGGUCUAUAGCAUUCGACAAAGGCAUCUAUUACCAGUUCUAUGAGAAGAUGCCCACGGCAUGUCUGGAGCUGAGCAUCCUGGAUAUCUGGGGAAAAAAUCAGACGAUCAUCUAUAGUCUGACCGAUGAAGAUGUCAUAAAUGGCAUCAACACAGCAAACAUAAGUGCCAUGUAUUCCUAUCCAAUCAACUUCAAGAAAUUUCUCGGAGAUAUAAAGAAGAACACAACAGGUCAUGUCGUUGGUGCUAGAAGCUCUUUGGCCCAGAUAGUUAUGGAGAUCAACAGGACAGAGAUAGACUUGGUUAAGCUGGCCAAUGACGCAGGACUGGCUGAAGAGGUGGACAUGGCACUCUACGACUGGGAGGGAGAGUUCAUCCGGGUUCUCCGAAACGACUCGGGAAGACCAGAGGGUCUCGGGGUGUUCCUCCAAGCUCAGCGCAGCUUCGGGGAGAUCAGCGGUGAGACCAUCCUGGGGGACGUGGCCUUCCUGGUGGUUGGUAUGAUCCUCCUCUUCGUGUACGUGCAGCUCAUGCUCGGCAAGUUCAAUAUGGUGGAGAACCGGCCAGUGUUGUCCGUACUAGGCUUGAUGUCGAUCUUCAUGGCGGUGGGCAUCUCAUUCGGGUUGUGCUCAGCUUUUGGGAUCCCCUACGGACCUGUCCACUCUAUCCUGCCACUGCUCAUGCUGGGUCUUGGUGUUGAUGACAUGUUUGUUAUUGUCCAGUGCUGGCACAACCUCAACCAGGAAGAGCGGCGGCUGGACCUGCACAAGAGGAUGGGAUGUGCCCUCCGCCAUGCUGGAGUUGCCAUUACUGUCACCUCUCUCACAGACUUUGCUGCCUUUGCUAUUGGCUCCAGCACUGUGCUGCCAGCACUGAGGUCCUUCUGUAUCUACUCAGCUCUGGGCAUAGUGGCUCUCUUCAUGCUUCAGGCCACGUUCUUUGUUGCCUGGUUCACCCUGGACCAAACCAGACUGGAAGAUAAUCGCAAUGGACUCCUCUGGUGCUACAAACAUAAGAACUGGACACCCAACAAGUGUUCACAGUACGACCUGUGCCAGAUGUUCUUCGAUAAAAUCUACCCCAAGUAUCUCCUAAUGACACCUGUCAAGAUGGUGGUUCUCCUAAUGACAGUGGGUGUGUUUGCUACCAGCAUCUGGGGCGUGACCAAUCUGCGCCAGGAAUUCAACCCUGUCUGGUUCAUUCCACAGUCAUCCUAUUUGUUCCAGUUCCUCUACCGAGCACAGGAGUACUACCCUGAUGCUGGAGAAAGGGGUACAGUUUACCUGGGAGCUCUCAACUAUUCCCAGGAGCUUCCCAAGAUUGGUGAGCUUGUUACAGCCAUGAGGGAGAACAAGUACAUCAGUGGUGUAGACUCCUGGUAUGAACUAAUGAUUGACUACACUAAAAGUGACACGGGUGAAGACAUCAAUGGAAAGUCUAUGAAUGAGACUUUCUUUAGUGCAGCCUUAUCAGCUUUCCUCUACUCACCUGUGGGGUCGCGCUUCCAGACCUACUUCAACUUUGAUGGAAACCUGACCAUAGCACAACCUGCCCCACCUGUCACCGCAAGUAAGUUUGACUAUCGCCACACGUCUUUGGAUGGUCCCGGUGUACAGAUUCCUGCGAUGGACCAAGUGAAGGAGUUGGUCAAAGCUGCAAAUUUUUCAGACUUUGCUGCCCCAAUUGCCGUGAUGUACAGCAGCUAUGAAACAGACAAAAUUAUUACAGUGGAACUCUUACGGAACUUAAGCUUGGCGAUGGUGGCUGUGUUCCUCAUGACACUGGUGUUGCUGGCCAAUAUUAUGAGCUCCAUUUAUGUGCUAAUAUGUGUUGUACUCACCCUGGUGGAUGUGAUGGCUCUGAUGACAUGGUGGGACCUAACUAUUGACAUUGUCACCUGCAUCAACCUGGUCCUUUGUAUUGGUCUCUGUGUUGAUUACUCAGCGCACAUUGCUUUGCAUUUUCAGCAGGUUAAAGGAACAAGAGAUGAACGCGUCCGUCUGACCAUCCGAGACAUGGGUCCUCCAGUGAUCAAUGGUUCUUUUUCAACCUUCCUGUCUUUUAUCCUUCUGGCUUACUCUGACUCUCAUGUCUUUGAAUCUUUCUUCAAGAUAUUCUUUGGAGCGUUUGUGUUCGGGGUGUUCCACGGCUUGAUGUUUCUACCAGUUUUACUCAGUCUGGUUGGUCCAGCACCUUAUGACACAGACCUCCACGCUAUCCCGGAGAAUGAGGACAAUGGAGGCUUCUCAAACAGCUCUACAGUGCAUUCCAAGAACAUUGAAAUUGACGGCAGGAUGUAUUCCCAGGUGCCUCAGACUCUGUCUGUAUCUUAUGAAUGAUUAACCUGGGCUGGUCUGAACCAAUUCUUUUUUUAACGAGUAACUCGUAAAUAUUCAGCCGCUUACACCUCCAGUGACACUGUAUCACUGAUUCAGUUGAGUUUAGAUUCUCAAUGGUGAUUAUCAAUUGUACAAAGCCUUAACUAAACUAAGAAACUUGCAGGAUUUUUUUCCAACUACACUACAGUACAGUACUGUGUACCUUAUUACGAUACAGGGAGUUCUGCUAUAACGCGUGUUUUG
Messenger RNA from Homarus americanus (American lobster), 3503 nucleotides. Its product is annotated as NPC intracellular cholesterol transporter 1 homolog 1b-like. NCBI's taxonomy places the organism in Eukaryota, Metazoa, Arthropoda, Malacostraca, Decapoda, Nephropidae. The transcript has 19 exons. The record is from RefSeq and is a predicted model, not a curated record. Bases 423 to 3260 code for a protein of 945 amino acids. Gene Ontology annotation, cellular component: membrane.